CGUGGCCUCGCCGGCAGAGCCCCGCCCCCCGCGCGCUUUACGGCCGUUCCCCGGCGGUGUCGCGCUUUACGGCGGGCUCACGGCGGUGUCGCGCGGAGCAGCCGGAGGCUCCCAGGCCGCCAUGGACUCGCGCUUCACGCGCGGCAAGUCGCCGGUGCUGGAGCGGGCGCUGGGCCGGCCGCGCUCCGAGCUGUCCCUUGCCGCCUUCGCGCUGCUCUUCUCGGAGCUGGUGCAGUACUGCCAGCGCCGCGUGGCCUCGGUGGCCGAGCUGCAGGCCCGCCUGGCCCAGCUGGGCCACCACGUGGGGCAGCGAGCCCUGGACGCGCUGGUGGCCCGCGAGCGGCCGGGCCGGCGCGAGACCAAGGUGCUGGGGGUGCUGCUCUUCGUCAAGGGCCCGCUGUGGCGCGCGCUCUUCGGGCGCGAGGCCGACAAGCUGGAGCAGGCCAACGACGACGAGCGCACGUUCUACGUGAUCGAGAGGGAGCCCGUGGUGAACACGUUCGUGUCGGUGCCGCGCGAGAACAGCUCGCUGAACUGCGCCGCCUUCGCCGCCGGGCUGCUGGAGGCCGUGCUGGGCGCCGCCGGCUUCCCCGCCCGCGUCAGCGCCCACUGGCACAAGGGCACCACCCUCAUGAUCAAGUUCGACGAGGCCGUGAUCGCCCGCGACAAGAGCCUGGAGGGACGCUGAGACACUGGGACACGGGGACAUGGGGUGGGGACAGCCUGAAGCGGCUCUGAGAUGGGGG
Passer domesticus (house sparrow) is the source of this 746-nucleotide messenger RNA. RefSeq names its product trafficking protein particle complex subunit 5 (gene TRAPPC5). The transcript is spliced from 2 exons. Gene Ontology annotation, biological process: endoplasmic reticulum to Golgi vesicle-mediated transport. The coding region runs from base 122 to 688 and encodes 188 amino acids. The record is from RefSeq and is a predicted model, not a curated record. Lineage: Eukaryota; Metazoa; Chordata; Aves; Passeriformes; Passeridae. Gene Ontology annotation, cellular component: TRAPPIII protein complex; TRAPPII protein complex; TRAPPI protein complex.